AUGCCAGCUGAGAACUGCACAGUGUUCACUGACUUUGUGUUCCUGGGACUUUCCCGCAAACAGGAUGUGCAGGAGGGACUCUUUGUUGUUUUCUUCCUUGUCUAUGGCAUCACAGUGAUUGCUAACCUGGGCAUGAUCCUGCUAAUCCAGCUGGACCACCGACUUCAUACACCCAUGUACUAUUUUUUGAGCAACCUGUCAUUCUCUGAUGUCUGUUACUCCUCCACUGUCUCUCCCAAUAUGCUGGCAGAUUUCUUGUCUGAUCAAAAGAGGAUUCCAUAUAAUUUAUGUGCCAUUCAGAUGUAUGCUUUUGGAGCCUUUGCUGAUGUGGAAUGUCUCAUGUUGGCUGUCAUGGCAUAUGAUCGUUAUGUUGCUAUCUGCAAUCCACUUCUCUAUACAAUCGCAAUGUCCAGGAAGAGCUGUACCCACCUAGUGGCUGCUGCCUAUGGGGUAGGCUUGGUAGAUUCUGCAAUCCACACCUGUUGCACAUUUCGACUGUCCUUCUGCCACUCAAAUAUCAUCAACCACUUUUUCUGUGACAUCCCACCCUUACUGGCCCUCUCCGACUCUGAUACUUCCAUCAAUGAGAUAGUGAUGUUCACGUUCAUCGGCUGUGUCGUGGGGUGCAGCAUUGUCACCAUCCUCCUGUCCUACGGCUACAUCAUAGUGACCAUCUGUAGGAUGAGGUCAGCUGAAGGCAGACGCAAAGCCUUCUCUACAUGUGCCUCUCACCUAACAGCUGUGGCUGUCUUCCAUGGGACACUGCUCUUUAUGUAUUUCCGACCAAGCUCCAGUUAUUCCAUGGACACAGAUAAAAUGGCCUCUGUCUUCUACACGGUUGUGAUUCCUAUGUUAAACCCACUGAUCUACAGCUUACAAAACAAAGAUGUAAAAGGUGCUCUGAAAAAAGCAGUCAGCACUAAAUUGUGUUCUCAGUGA
Jaculus jaculus (lesser Egyptian jerboa) is the source of this 939-nucleotide messenger RNA. Its product is annotated as olfactory receptor-like protein OLF2. The record is from RefSeq and is a predicted model, not a curated record. The transcript has a single exon. Gene Ontology annotation, molecular function: olfactory receptor activity; G protein-coupled receptor activity; odorant binding. Gene Ontology annotation, cellular component: membrane. The coding region runs from base 1 to 939 and encodes 312 amino acids. Gene Ontology annotation, biological process: sensory perception of smell; G protein-coupled receptor signaling pathway. NCBI's taxonomy places the organism in Eukaryota, Metazoa, Chordata, Mammalia, Rodentia, Dipodidae.